This is a messenger RNA of Juglans regia (Persian walnut), 732 nucleotides long. Its product is annotated as glutathione S-transferase T2-like. The transcript has 2 exons. Lineage: Eukaryota; Viridiplantae; Streptophyta; Magnoliopsida; Fagales; Juglandaceae. Bases 1 to 732 code for a protein of 243 amino acids. The record is from RefSeq and is a predicted model, not a curated record.
AUGGCAAAUCGUUCAGGGGGGUCAUUGACCAAUCGAUGGUCGGUGAUCCAAAAAUGCACAAAUAAAUUUUGUGCUGCUGUGGCUCAAAUAGAAUCUUUGCAUCCAAGUGGUGCGACAGAGCAGGAUAAGAUUGAAAGAGCUAAAAUCAUGUAUAGAGAGACUGAGAAGGCCACAUACAACAUGGAACAUUGUUGGUGUCUAUUGAGACACCAACCAAAAUGGCAACAACACGUGUCCAUAUUGUCAACGAGGAGGAAACCACAUGGGAAACGCCCUGCUAUGGCCGAGUCGACUCCACUAGGAGACGACACGAUAAAUGACAAUGUAGAGGUCAUUUUUGAGAGGCCUCCAGGCAAGAAGGCUGAGAAAGAAAGGGAGAGAAAAAGGAAGAUGGCAGAAUCUUACGAUGCAGAAUUUGUUGAGGCCUUAACUUGCAUGAAAAAUGAUAGAGCUGCUUUCAUGUCUGAAAGAAGACAAGCAACUAGUAAAUUGUCUGAAAGAAGACAAGCAACUAGUAAAUUGUCUGCUGAUAGGGCUCAAUUAUUAGUGGAGAAAAAAAUGAGAAAUGAUACAGAGAAUAGGAAGAUUGAUAUAGAGAUAAUGAAGAUGGAUCUUGCUGGCAUGAAUGGAAUGCAACGAGAGUAUUUCUUGAAUCUUCAAAAAGAGGUUUUUGAGAAAUCAAGGAAGCGAUUUUCAUCUCCAUCUCAAUCUUCAUCUUUUGAAGAUGUGUAG